UUGGCUGCUCCGCUCUCGUCCGCUGGGGAGCGACGGGGCGCCGCCUCCCUCUCCGCGCGGCACCGGCUCCUUGCGCGCCUCUCAGGUGUGCGGCGGCUCCGCAACUGCGGCGCCAAAAGCGAAAGCGCGCCAGGCGGCAGAGGAGGAGGAGGAGGGCAGAAGCUGAGCGCCCGCCGAAGAAGCAGAGGGCGGACCGGCCGCCCGGGGAGUGCGCGCGGCUGCGCGCCAUGGCGGGGGAAAGCUUCGUGCGCUUCUUCCGAAACAGCCUGCGCCGGAGGUCGUCCAGGAGAGCGGAUGAAUCCCGGGAUGCACACCCUACUGAAAGCAAACCUGAUAUUGGCGAGAGGCCGGGAGAAAGAAGCAGCUUCCCCAGCUCUGCAGGACACUUGUUCUUUGAAUAUUUGGUUGUGGUCUCGCUCAAAAAGAAUGCUAAAGGAGAUUAUGAGCCCAAGAUUACCUAUCAGUUUCCAAAGCGUGAGAACUUGAUGAGGGGACAGCGUGAAGAGGAGGAAAGGUUGCUGCAGGCCAUUCCCCUUUUCUGCUUUCCUGAUGGCAAUGAAUGGGCACCGCUCACAGAGUUUAACAGUGAAACCUUUUCUUUUGUUCUCACCAAUGUUGAUGGAAGUAGGAAGAUUGGCUACUGCAGGCGACUGUUGCCAUCUGGACGAGGUGCACGUCUUCCAGAGGUUUACUGCAUUGUAAGCUGCCUGGGUUGUUUUGGCCUGUUUUCAAAGAUUUUGGAUGAGGUGGAGAAAAGGCGGCAGAUCUCUGCAGCUGUCAUCUACCCCUUUAUGCAGGGUCUACGGGAAUCCCCUUUUCCAGCACCAGGGAAAACGGUCACCAUUAAAAGCUUCAUCCCCGACUCAGGGACAGAGCAUAUUGAGCUGACACGGCCUCUGGACUCUCACUUGGAACACGUGGAAUUUCAGGCCCUCUUUCAGUGCCUCAGUCCCGAGAAGAUCCUCCAGAUAUUUGCCUCUGCAGUGCUGGAACGACGGAUAGUAUUCCUGGCCGAGGAACUCAGCUCCCUUUCCAAGUGCAUCCAUGCAGCUGCAGCUCUUCUUUACCCCUUCACCUGGGCCCAUACGUACAUCCCGGUGGUUCCAGAGCAGCUUCUCAGCACCGUCUGCUGCCCCACACCCUUCAUGGUUGGGAUCCAGAAGCGCUACCUAGACGAGGUUCAGGAUCAACCCAUGGAAGAGGUGCUCCUUGUUGAUCUGUGCAAAGGAAAUUUCUUAAAAUUGGUUGGUGACGAAGAAGAGAUUUUGCCUGCCAAGCUGCAAAGCGAGAUGCUGUCCUCUCUGCCCACGAUGAACAACAAUGUACAAACAUCUGAGGAACUCAACACACGUGUUUCAGACGCCUUCGUGCAGUUUUUCGUCAAAACAAUUGGCCACUAUCCGGCACACAUCAAAUGGGGCAAGAAUGGUCAGGGCAGCUUCCAGGAGAGGUCGUUCUGCAAGGCCCUCACCUCCAAGACCAGUCGCAAAUUUCUGAAAAAGUUUGUGAAGACGCAGAUGUUCUCCUUAUUUAUUCAAGAAGCAGAAAGGAACAAGAAGAGUGUUGAAGGAUAUUUUCAGAAGAGAUUAAAUGAAUAUGAAGAACAAAAGAAGCAAAGGAGACUCUCUUGAAUUUGGGCUCUCAGGAUUGCUCACCAGCAGAUGGACAGGCCUAUGCCUAAAGUAAUUGCCUGUUUGGACCAAGAUAACUUCCUAGGAGGAAGAACAUCAUUGGAUACGCUGGUUCUCAUGAGAGGCCAGCUUGGCUUCAAGCUCUACUUUUUAAUCUUCCCUUCCUUUUCAAGACUGGCACUACAGAGCUUUUCUAUUACAUAGUUUAAGUUUGGCUGCAUUUAACAGCCCAGCUUGGAAGUAGGACUGCAGUUCUUUAAGAAAACGGCAGCAUAAAACUGAAAUGAACCAAGUGAUCAUCUUGGUGAAAACAGGACUCUAGAAAUUCAGUCAAAUGAAGGAGAUGUGGGGUGGUUAAUAAUGACAAAGAUUGUAUAGCAAGUGAUGAGAAAAAUUAUAUUAAUUGGAAACAUUUCUGUUCUCAUUAAAUGGUUUCCAAAUCAA
Molecule: messenger RNA, 2075 nt
Organism: Podarcis raffonei (Aeolian wall lizard)
Lineage: Eukaryota; Metazoa; Chordata; Lepidosauria; Squamata; Lacertidae
Gene: DENND2D
Product: DENN domain containing 2D
Exons: 12
Coding region: 228-1631 (467 amino acids)
Cellular component (GO): nucleoplasm; cytosol
Source: RefSeq, a predicted model, not a curated record